Rhincodon typus (whale shark) is the source of this 1214-nucleotide messenger RNA. RefSeq names its product actin related protein 5 (gene actr5). The record is from RefSeq and is a predicted model, not a curated record. Gene Ontology annotation, cellular component: Ino80 complex; cytoplasm. Lineage: Eukaryota; Metazoa; Chordata; Chondrichthyes; Orectolobiformes; Rhincodontidae. The transcript has 5 exons. Bases 9 to 1214 code for a protein of 401 amino acids. Gene Ontology annotation, biological process: regulation of DNA-templated transcription.
GGGCCAAGAUGGCGGCGACCACCGGCGCGGAUUUCACCGAGCCGCCGCCGAAUGUUUUUUAUUUUCGGGACCCGAAGCCGGUGGCGGAUCCGAUCGUCGAGGCGGGAAAAAGCCCUGGAGGGUGUCCGGGCCAGGUGCCUCUCGUGGUGGAUAAUGGGUCUUUUCAGUGCCGGGCCGGCUGGGCCCUGGACCAGAAGCCGCGGCUUCAGUUUAAGAACGUGUCGGCCCGGAGCCGCGGCGCCUCCCGCAGCGACACCCAGGUCGGCAACGAUAUCCGUAACCUAGAGGUGGUCCGCUGGCUGCUCAAGUCCCAGUUUGACAGGAACGUGGUGGUGAAUUUCGAUAUUCAGGAGCAGGUGUUUGACUACAUCUUCCAGCACCUGGGGAUCACCUCUGAGUUUUGCGUGGAACAUCCAGUAGUUUUAACAGAAGCACCAUGUAACCCACUGUAUUCACGGCAAUUGAUGUCCGAGCUCCUGUUCGAGUGCUACCAUGUUCCAAAGGUGUCAUAUGGAAUUGAUGAUCUUUACAGCUUUUGGCGUAAUAACAAACACCCCUCCACUGGAUUGAUUGUUUCCUCUGGGUAUCACUGCUGUCACAUUCUGCCAGUGCUGCAUGGCAGGUUGGAUGCUCAUAACAGUAAAAGGAUUAAUCUGGGUGGAAGCCAGGCAGCAUCGUACAUGCAGCGCCUGCUACAGCUAAAGUAUCCUGGCCACUUGCCAGCUAUAACACUCAGCAGAAUGGAAGAAAUUCUCCACGAACAUUGUUACAUUGCAGCUGACUAUAUGGAAGAGCUCAGCCUGUGGAAGCAGCCGGACUUCUACCAGAAAAAUAUUCACAGGAUGCAGUUGCCCUUUAACAAUAAGCUGCUGGCCAGCACCUUGACCGCCGAGGAGAGGAUGGAACGGAGGCAGCAGCAGAUUCGCAGGCUACAGGAGCUUAACGCACGGCGUAGGGAGGAAAAACUGCAGCUCGAUCAGGAAAGACUCGAGAGAUUGCUCAGCAUCCAGGAGCUUUUGGAAGAAGGCAUGACUGAACGCUUCAAGCGAGCUCUGUCGGAAAUGAACAUGGAUUCUGCAGAGGAGUUGCAGUCAUAUGUUAACAAGCUCAGCCUGGCCAUCGAGCAAACCAAGCAAAAAAUCCUGCAGGCAGAAGUGAAUGUGGAGGUGGACGUUGUUGACACAAAGCCAGAUGUAAGUAAUGAUGGCAACUGA